Messenger RNA from Magallana angulata, 1324 nucleotides. Its product is annotated as calmodulin-like. The record is from RefSeq and is a predicted model, not a curated record. Gene Ontology annotation, molecular function: calcium ion binding; enzyme regulator activity. NCBI's taxonomy places the organism in Eukaryota, Metazoa, Mollusca, Bivalvia, Ostreida, Ostreidae. Bases 157 to 597 code for a protein of 146 amino acids. The transcript has 5 exons.
UGAUUUAAAACUUUAAAUGGUUUGACCCUAAAACACGUCCAAGUGUGUUAAGGCAAAGUGUGAAGUUGAUUUUACAAGGACUUUAAGAUAACACAUUGACAAAUUAAGGAUAUUCUUGAGGUGCUUGAGAUUUAGAAUAAGCGUGGAUUUUUAGGCAUGGAUCUUCUGACUAAAGAACAAUAUAAAGAAAUAAAAGCGACCUUUCGUUCUAUUGAUACAAACGGGGACGGGCGGCUGUCAAUAAAAGAAUUCAAGGAAGCCGCCAAUAAAAUGGGUCAAAAUGUUACAACAAAGCAGGUCAAAGAAAUGUUCAAAUUGGUCGAUGAUAAUGGUGAUGACUAUUUGAGUUACAAAGAGUACGAGAAAAUGAUGGUUGAACAGCUGGAAUCACAGAUCGUUGAACAACAGUUCCUGGAACAAUGUUUUGCAAAGAUGGAUGUCAACAGAGAUGGUACUAUCACGGCUAAAGAAAUUGCAAAGACCAUGAAAAUAUCGAAUGCGGAAGCUGACGAACUAGUGAGAGAAGGGGACACGGAUGGAGAUGGAGAAUUAACAUUCGAAGAAUUUGUUACGGUGUAUAGGGCAAAAUCGGAUUGAAGAAUAGACUACAGAUACAGAUCGAUGCAUGUUUAAAGAGUCACGUCAUCCAAACAAUCAUUUUCCAUUUGAAAUUACACAUAAAAUUCAACGCCAAACCUACCAAGACUAAUAUUCAAUAUUGUCAUUGUAAUACCAUUUUAUGAUAUAAAUGUAGUAAAUAAAUGCAUGAAAGGGGAAUGAAGUAACAAGAUACGUGUACACGUACAUUCUAUCAUGCAUGAACGCGAAUACAAAAAUAAAAUUUUGAUCCGUGUCAACUCAUAAAAUUUUAUGUAAUGUAAAUAAUAAAGGUCUUUUGUUCGUCUGAUUAUCAAACACAAAACCAACAGAACUAUUAUCACCAGAGAUGAGAAUUAUAAAAAGUUAAAAAAUAUAUACACACAUCCUCUACCUAAUAAUACACAAGGUACACAUCACUGCCAUCUUUGAAUUUUUUAAACCGUCAUAUCAGCCAAAUUUUACACAAGAAACUCGAUAAUAAAUUUAUUUUUUUAUCCUCUCUGUCUUGCGAUCGGUCAUUCAACAUUUUAGCUUAUACCACGUCAACCUAAAUAGCACAGUGCAUUUGCAGCUUACAAUACCCCCCUUCUGCAUCUACUGCACCAAGAAUGCGACAAAUCGCCAGAAGGAGGUUGGAAGUUAAAUGAGAUUUCCUUGCAUGCACCAUGUGUUUGUGUUAAUGUUUUAAUUAAUAAUGCCUGUUUAUUAUGCAUAAACUUUGUGU